GGGCCGCAAUGGGCCUUCAUUUUACGUUUUUGUUUUUCCUUUUCCACUCUAUCAGUCUAUCCUCCUUCUAGAUGGAAAAUCUUUGAGUCCGUUUCGGCUGUUUCUUCCUUCCACCGCUGGCGAUUAAUCUCCGGGUUGUCGUGUGCGUGCGUGGAGAGGCACUGACACUGACAGCAAGCAUUAGGCAGCCGUUACGGGUGGAGAUUCGAGAAGAUGGCCGAUCGCCGGCCGGCCGGCGAGCGAGGGGCUGCAUUGCAUUGCAGGCAGCUAGUGUAGCCAGCAACGGGACAAGACAGCGCAAUUAAGAGAGUAGAGCAUCAGUUACCACUGAUCGAUGAGCUUAUAUAUAUGUGUGUGCCAUUGGUGAGUGAUCCUCAUCGAUCCUCCAUUUCUUCCAAUCUCUGUAGCUAGCUUCGAGAGGGAGCUAGAGAGAGCAUGGAGGCGAGGGAGGAGGAGAGGGGGAAGAAGAAGCUGCUGGUGAAGGGGAAGAAGAAGAAGAAGGCGGAAGCAUCAACUGCAGGGUCGUCGUCUUCCUCGGCGGCGGCGGCGGUCGACGGGAACAGCCAGGAGCUGCAGGAGGAGGAUGAGGCGCUGCGGAGGAACAACGGGCGGCGGCGGCGGGGGCCAUGGCGGUGGAGGCUGAGGAGGAAGGUGAGGGAGCACCGGGCGAGGUUGUACAUCGUCCGCCGCUGCGUCCAAAUGCUCCUCUGCUGGCGCGACGACGACGACGACGACAGCAACUAUAUGCCAGAUAGCUGCUAGCUGGCACCUUAAUUGCUUCCCUUCUUACUUGAUCAGCAGCAUUAACCAAUGUUAAUUAUGCAUGCGAGCUAGCUAGCUCGGAUCAUAUCAAAUUUGCGUGCAUGUGUGUAAUUCCUCUCCUUAAUUCCUUCCAUGGUUCAUCCAUCCAAUAUCCCCCCGUCGGUCGAUCGAUCUAUUCUCUAGUUGGUUUUUUAUCUGUCUGCGAGAUCAUGCUCAAAGGUGCUGCUCAUAGGGGUAGCCAGUAGGAUAUGCGUGUGUACGUUCAUAACGGUGAGUGUCCGUGCGUGUUUGCGAGCGUCUGUGCCUGUAAUCUGUUUUCUCAAAAAGAAAAAAAAAUUGUACUCUCUCGACUUCUUAAUA
Brachypodium distachyon (stiff brome) is the source of this 1122-nucleotide messenger RNA. RefSeq lists its product as uncharacterized. The record is from RefSeq and is a predicted model, not a curated record. Bases 436 to 762 code for a protein of 108 amino acids. Gene Ontology annotation, biological process: negative regulation of cell population proliferation. Lineage: Eukaryota; Viridiplantae; Streptophyta; Magnoliopsida; Poales; Poaceae. The transcript has a single exon.